This is a messenger RNA of Staurois parvus, 314 nucleotides long. The record is from the annotation of a GenBank genome assembly. NCBI's taxonomy places the organism in Eukaryota, Metazoa, Chordata, Amphibia, Anura, Ranidae.
CAGAGACUGCAGACAUAGUACAGGAGAUGACCAGAGACUGCGGACACAGUACAGGAGAUGACCAGAGACUGCGGACAUAGUACAGGACAUGACCAGAGACUGCGGACACAGUACAGGAGAUGACCAGAGACUGCGGACACAGUACAGGAGAUGGCCAGAGACUGCGGACACAGUACAGAUGACCAGAGACUGCGGACACAGUACAGGAGAUGACCAGAGACUGCGGACACAGUACAGGCAAUGACCAGAGACUGCGGACAUAGUACAGGAAAUGACCAGAGACUGCGGACACAGUACAGAAGACCAGAGACUGC